This is a messenger RNA of Apis dorsata (giant honeybee), 2759 nucleotides long. RefSeq lists its product as uncharacterized. The record is from RefSeq and is a predicted model, not a curated record. NCBI's taxonomy places the organism in Eukaryota, Metazoa, Arthropoda, Insecta, Hymenoptera, Apidae. The transcript is spliced from 14 exons. The coding region runs from base 501 to 2759 and encodes 752 amino acids.
GCAAUCCACCACAAUAGGCUCGGUUUAUCAUACGACACGAGGUCAAAGAUCACAAACUACUCCACGAUCUCUUUCCUCGUAAUGACGUAUUAACCGUGACACCCUCGAUACCCUGGAAUCUCGGCUGGAUUAUUCACAGUGUGUCAAUAUUGAACAGGAUACAAUGAACGUAAGUCCCCGAUGACAAAGAUAAUGGCCUGUAUCUCUCACGAUCGCGGCUGGCAUCCUGUCAGAUCUCGGAUUACCGAUUUCUAUACGCGGCCACACAUCCUGUACACGCGUGUACACACAUCAAACACACGCGAUUGUGUAACAACGCCGCGUUUACACCUAGAUUUACUUUGCGGCCUGCUCGUUAUCGUCCACGUAAUUGGCGGACACCUUACCCUUUUGUAAACGAGCUACGCCCGCAACUUUAUAAGUAACUGUCUCGUUUUUACGGCGAGUCUUCUUUCUUCACAACAAGUGCUCGAAAGAUCGAUCGCGUUCGAUUUGCAACCAUGCAAACGUUUUAUACGUGUUUUUGGUUUUCCUUGCUUUCCUACUCGAUGUGCAUCAAGUGUAGGAUGAUUGCUGCUGUCAACCUUGAAACGAGCGAGGAUUCAUUCUCGAAGGAAAAUUGGAAGAUUUGGAGACGAUCGUCGAAUUUUGAAGAUCGACAGAUCCAACGCGGCCUGGAAGAUUUUCGGAUAUCCAAUGAUUCCGAGGACUACGAGGAAAAUGUUUUUUUCUCCACGGAUAAGUGCUCUAGGUAUUGUAUCAAAAGGCAGAUCGAUAAAAAUGGAAACAGUGUACAAUAUAUUAAUCUAUUCUGGAUAAAUGGUAUCGACGCAAUGGAUCAAUCGCUCUCAAAAGAUCAUUCGGAGUUUCUGUCAAAAACAGAUGCACUAAAUCCAAACAUCAUCCAACAUAGAAAUUGUCAGAUUUACCUUGACCUAGAUUGUAACAUCACCGAAGCGAGAACUAAUUCGAAUUAUGCGAACAGGAAAUUUCACUUGGACGUGGAAAACGAUGAAAGGAACAAAGGCAAGAAAAUUACAGAUAUUAUAAAAAUAGCAGAAAAAUACAAUUUGACCGAACAGACGCAAAUGAACUUCUCGGUCGACAACACGAUUCAUAGAAUCGUCAUAGACAUCGAUGGAAACGUUUCAAACGCAUUGCUUCGAAUACCUACGAACGCAACAGUUUCGAGGCACGGAACGAUCAUAUCUUGGACGAGUAAGGGCGAUGCGGAAGGUGUGCGAAUUAAGACGUGGAAUCCGCCAUCUGGCGAGUGGCGAUUGAAGCUCGUAGGGGAGGAUGGUUCGAAAUAUCAAUUGACGGUGAUGGGUUUCGUCGAUGAGGAUUGCGACGAAAUAAAAAAUCUUUCUCUGGAAUCAGAGAUGAAAGAAAACAUCAAUGAAGAUAUGAUUAAAAAUUAUCGUAUAAAUAUUGAGAUGAAGGAUGAUAUCUUAGGAAAUGAUAAAGAGACAUUUAAUAAUGAAGCAACGAAAAUUAAUUCUGAAAAAAUUAUGGUGAAACAACAAAAUUCAAAUGUAUCGAUGAAUUCCAAAAUGAUGGAAAAUAAAAAAAUAACUCAAGAAAGAUCAUUGACAUAUCGUAUGCGAGAUCAAAAAGAAAACAAUCAUUCGAGAAAAGAAAAUUUUAGUGAUAGUGAUUUAUCGAUAAUCUCUAGCACUGAAAAUAUGCUUAUUAAUUUCGUUGAAUAUGUUACUUUCGUAGACGUUGACAAAAAUGUAAUUACUACAUCGAAUGAAAAAUUUUUGGAACCAAAGGAGGAACAGGAAAAUCUUCAUACAUCGACUGGAGUAAUUGAAAACCUCGACGUUAAGAGAAUUCCAAUACAGAAAAAUAUUAACAUAUCGAUGAGAAUGAUCGAAACUCUGAAUAAUAAAGAAAUGUCCGAAGAACUGGUAAACCAUGUCAGUAAAAACACCAUCGAGAAGAAAAAGAUGCUGAUUGAAGUUAACAGAAAUAGCAACUUGCUUGUUAUACCGGGAACUAUACACAGAAUAGUAUUCGAUGUGAUGAACAAAUGCGUUUUACCUGUUAGAUAUGCAUUCAGAGUAAAGAGCAGUCCUUUUAGAUUAUACAAUAUUCAACCAUCCUACGUAUGGAUUUAUCCUGGACAGAUGAGCAAUGUAGCGAUAGAUUUGAUUAUACCCGACAAUGUUGCACCAGAUACAGCUAAUACAGUCACCUUAUCUAUCUCGGGUACUGAAAUAAAGGAAAAAUCUGUAUAUUUAUAUGUACAAGGAUCACUUUCAAAGCUAACAGAUGAUAUAAAACCAAUUAUCGAAUAUUCUUUCAAUGAUAAUUGCGUUGGAAAAUUGGAAAAAGAUCGAUGCUAUAAAUCUUAUUGGAGCGUUGAUGUUACAAUUCAAGAUCAUGAUUCAGGUUUAAAAUGUGUAAUAUCAUCAUUAAAUGAUAUUUAUCCACGUACGGAUUUUAUUAGUGGUACAAGAAAUCCUAUAACAUUUUAUUAUUCUGCUACGUGUUGUGAUAAAACAGUCAAAAUUACAGCUAUAGAUUUACUAAAUAAUUAUAACACUAUAAUUAUAGAUGUUACAGCAUGGAACAACUUAUCAGAAGCAGAAAUUGCAGCUAUUACAACGGGAGCAUUAUUAGUUUUGUUACUUAUUGUUUUAAUUGUUAUUUUAAUCAUAUAUUGUGUUCGAAAAAGAAAAAGUCAUGAUUUGCCUUAUACACAACGAUAUGGAUCUAGGCCACCUACACAAUCAGAAAGAACUAAUUUUUAA